Molecule: messenger RNA, 759 nt
Organism: Dioszegia hungarica
Lineage: Eukaryota; Fungi; Basidiomycota; Tremellomycetes; Tremellales; Bulleribasidiaceae
Product: SGS domain-containing protein
Exons: 6
Coding region: 1-759 (252 amino acids)
Biological process (GO): protein stabilization
Molecular function (GO): protein-folding chaperone binding
Source: RefSeq, a predicted model, not a curated record
AUGUCAGGGCCAGAGACGCCUCUCCCGAGGCACGAUUUCUAUCAGAACGAGGAGUAUGUCAUCGUCGCGGUGUACAUCAAGGGCUUGAACGUUGAGGGUGUCAAGGAGAAGGUGGACAUCAGCUUUGAAGAUAAGCAGGCUACUAUCGUCCGGCCUAAUCCUGAGGCUGAAGGGGAGAAGUUGACCGUCAAGCUGGGACCUCUUUAUGCCGGGAUCAAGGCAGAUGAGAGCACGAGUCGUAUCCUCAGCAGCAAGAUCGAGCUCAAGCUCCGCAAAGCCGAACACAUCGCAUGGACAACUCUCCUCUCCACGCCCGAAAGUGCCCCGCCGCGAGUCCUCAGCCAGGCCCCACCCGCCAACGCCACCGCCUCCAGCUCUACCGCUCCCCCUCCCACCGAAACCGAGGACAAGCGGUCCGAUGCUUUCGCCGAUAUCGGGAUGGCGUCAUCCAGUGUGCCUCACGCCGGUGGACCCGCCAAGAUCAACAAUAAGCGCAAGAACUGGGACCGAGUCGUCGAGGAGGAGUUGAAGGUCAAGAAGGAGGAUCGUACUGCUGCGGACCCUAACUCUGGCGGUGAUAAUGCUCUCCAGAAGAUGUUUGCGGACAUCUACAAGGACGCCGACCCGGACACGAAGCGGGCGAUGAUCAAGAGCUUUACCGAGAGCGGCGGUACCACGCUUAGUACCGACUGGAACAGUAUCGGCAAGGAGAAGACACCCAUCAGGCCGCCAGAUGGCAUGGAAGCGAGGAAGUACUAA